Messenger RNA from Cotesia congregata, 879 nucleotides. NCBI's taxonomy places the organism in Eukaryota, Metazoa, Arthropoda, Insecta, Hymenoptera, Braconidae. The record is from the annotation of a GenBank genome assembly.
AUGGCUGGAGAAUUGUCACCCGAUGAUGUAGUAUUUUUAAAAAAUAUUGGAGUAGGUACGAGAGACAUUAAUGAUACAUUUUUUGAAGACUCUCAUCGAGCUUGUAAAGUUUUUCAACGAACCGGGAUUACAAUAGACGAUGAGGAGCAAUUUUUGCAUCAAUCGAUGAAUGAGUUUAAAUGCAAUGCACCAGGAUGUGAGAUAAAAUUCGACAAUCUUCUGGAUUUUGAAAUACACUACAAUAGUUGUCAUAGAUUUACUUGUGCAGAAUGUAAGAAGAUAAACGCUAAUGCACGAUUGUUAGAAAUUCAUAUUGAAGAAAAUCAUGAUAGCUUUUUCAAAGUUUUAGCUGAUAAAAAACCAAUGCAUCAAUGCUAUGUCUCGGACUGCUCUAUCAAGUUCAAAACCUCUGAAGAUAGAAAACAGCAUUGCAUUGAAGUUCAUAAAUUUCCAAAGUUAUUUAAAUUCGACGAAUUGUCACAAAGAAAAUCCGUGAAAAAACCUACCACACAUCCAGAAAACGCAAUGGAAGUAGAUGAUAAUAAAAAGAAAAUUAAAUUAUCAAAUAAUAAAAAAGCUAACGACAAUAAAGGAUUAAGUGUUGAUUUGAACAAGAAUCAAAAAUUAAAAACAUUCAGCUCGCAAUGUAAGAGUAAAGUCGAUGAGUAUCAUCCAAUUGGUGGUAAUUCAACAUCUUCAGGCUCUUCAUUCGGGCAGUUAUUAUCAUCAACAAUGAAACCUGCAUCUUCAUUGAUGUUCAUUCCACGACAAAUAUUGCAUAAACCACAUUCACAGAAUCUCAGACGAAGCAGAACGAUAAAAAGUGAUAUUGAAAAUGAUAAUUUAAUGGAGCUGAGUGAUGCAUUACCUCUAGUAUAG